UGGCAAAAAGAUCUUGAUUGCCGCUCACGGAAAUUCUCUGCGAGGAGUUGUUAAACAUCUUGAUAAUCUUUCUGAUGAUGAAAUCAUGGGUCUUAAUCUUCCAACAGGUAUCCCGUUCGUGUAUGAGCUUGAUGAGAACAUGAAACCUGUGAACUCGAUGCAGUUCCUGGGCGACGAGGAGACUGUUAAGAAAGCAAUUGAGUCUGUUGCAGCUCAGGGAAAAGCUAAGAAGAAUGAUGCCCCGAAGCCUAAAGGAGCGGAUUAUGAGUUUAUCAGUACACUGGUUGCUCAUCGUGUCGGAGGGAAUGUGAAGGAGAGCAAUGUUCAACCUGUUCUGGACGGAGAAUCAGUCAGAGCUUUGCUUGAUCGAAAAUUCUGUCCUACUCCGACUAAGCCAGCUGCAGCAUGCAACGCAUGCCCAAUCAAGACAGCUAAAGGCCUAGAGAGCUGGUCCGCUAACUACUCCAAGUGGGAAUCUACUUUCUCAGCAGAGAAUAGUUCUAGGUUUGGGAAAGCUACCAAGAUUGGGAUCAACGGAUUUGGGAGGAUUGGGAGGCUUGUACUUAGGGCUGCAGUCCAGAAAGGAGCAGAGGUGGUUGCCAUCAAUGAUCCUUUCAUAGAUCUAGACUACAUGGUUUAUAUGUUCAAGCAUGACUCAACCCACUUCGGUUACCACCGUAGUGGCCCUGAGAUUAAGAAAACCAACUGCGGCAAGCUGUCGGUCAACGGGAAGUGUAUUACUGUGUUCGCCGAGAAGGAUCCUAAAAAUAUUUCCUGGUCUUCAGCAGGGGCUGAAUAUGUUGUAGAGUCUACAGGGGUUUUCACUACUGUUGCAGGAGCAUCAGCUCAUCUGUCAGGUGGUGCUAAGAAGGUUGUUAUCUCCGCUCCAUCAGCCGAUGCACCAAUGUUCGUUAUGGGAGUUAACAAUGAGAAGUAUGAUCCAGCAAUGCAAGUUGUAUCUAAUGCCUCAUGUACUACCAACUGCCUGGCUCCUCUUGCUAAAGUUAUCAAUGAUAACUUUACAAUCCUUGAAGGUUUGAUGACUACCGUUCAUGCUACAACUGCGACCCAGAAGACUGUAGAUGGACCCAGCGGAAAGGACUGGAGAGGAGGACGGGGGGCCGGUCAAAACAUUAUUCCAGCGUCCACUGGAGCAGCUAAGGCGGUAGGUAAAGUUAUCCCUGAGCUGAAUGGAAAAUUGACCGGGAUGGCAUUCAGAGUUCCUACUCCAGAUGUCUCUGUUGUUGAUCUGACUGUAAAGCUUGAAAAACCAGCUAAGUAUGAAGAGAUCUGCAGAGUAAUUAAGCAAGCUGCUGAUGGUCCUAUGAAGGGUAUUCUUGGGUAUUCAGAGGAGGAGCUAGUAUCAACAGAUCUACUGGGCGACACAAGAUCUUCAAUAUUUGACAAGAAAGCUGGCAUUCAACUCUCUGAUACCUUUGUCAAGCUGGUCACCUGGUAUGAUAAUGAGUUUGGCUACAGUUGCCGGGUGGUGGAUCUUAUUGCGUAUAUGCAGUCCAGAGAUGCUGAAAUAUCUGGUUCCAGCUGUGGACUAUUUGCUGGAGUAGAGAUGGCUCCUCCUAUUGAGGUUUUCCAGCUUUCAAGGGAUUUCCAGGCUGAUACGUUCCCCAAGAAAGUAAGUCUAGGAGUUGGUGCCUAUAGAACAGAUGAGGGUAAACCCUGGAUUCUUCCUGUUGUGAAGAAAGCAGAAACUAAGCUUGCUGAACAAGUCAACGAAGAAGUAAUUAAUCAUGAAUACCUUCCAGUUCUUGGACUCGAGUCUUUUGCUGCAGCAGCAACUUCAAUGCUUCUGGGAGAAAGUUCUGGAGCUGUUAAGGAUGGGAGAGCCUUUGGUGUCCAAGCCCUGAGUGGAACUGGGGCUCUGAGAAAUGGAGCUGAGUUCCUCCAAAGGAUUCUUGGUUUCAACACCUGCUACUACUCUGACCCUACUUGGGGUAAUCACGGACUUAUCUUCAAGAAUGCUAAUUUUACUGCUAUAAGAAAGUACAGAUAUUGGGAUCCUGUCAAUAGAUGCCUUAACUUUGAAGGCAUGUUGGAGGAUCUCUCUGCAGCUCCACAGAAUUCAGUGAUUAUUAUUCAUGCUUGCGCUCACAACCCAACCGGUGUUGAUCCUACCAAAGCUCAAUGGGAAAAACUUGCGGACCUGAUGCAGGAGAAAAAGCUCUUCCCAUUCUUUGAUUGUGCAUACCAGGGAUUUGCCUCUGGAUGUCUUGAUACUGACGCCUGGUCUGUGCGUUACUUUGUUGAACGAGGCUUUGAACUGUUCUGUUCCCAGUCCUUUUCCAAGAACUUUGGCCUGUACAAUGAGAGAGCAGGAAAUCUGACAGUUGUUUUGAAGAACAAGGACCAGGUUCCAAGCUUCAAGUCCCAGAUGACCUUGAUUAUUAGAGCAAUGUACUCCAACCCGCCUGCUCACGGUUGCAGGAUUGUAGAUUUGGUUCUCAAGGAUGCAAAGUUGUUCCAGGAAUGGAAGGACUGCAUUAAAGUGAUGGCAAACAGGAUCAUUGACAUGAGGAAGGGAUUGAGGGAAAGGCUUGAAAAGCUUGGAACACCUGGAAAAUGGAAUCAUAUUACUGAUCAGAUAGGCAUGUUCAGCUACACCGGGCUGUCUGUUGAACAAUCCAUGUUCUUGGUCAAGGAGAAGCACAUCUAUCUCCUUAAAUGUGGCAGGAUAUCCAUGUGUGGAGUCACCCCUGGCAACAUAGAUUAUGUUGCUGAAUCUAUCAAUGAGGCUGUAACUAAGAUCAAAUCUGUAGCCCCCUCUAUGCCGGCUGCAAAUGUAAAUUUCUCAAACCUUAAACCUACUAUCUCUGUAGUUGUAACUGGAGCUGCAGGACAGAUUGCAUACUCACUUAUCUAUCAAAUUGUUAGUGGAUAUGUGUUUGGAUAUGACCAGCCCAUUAAUCUAUUUCUGCUUGAUAUUGCCCCCAUGAUGGGAGUUCUCAAUGGUGUUGUUAUGGAGAUCAGGGAUUGUGCUAUGCCGUUAGUAAAGGCUGUUAUUGCAACAGAUGAUCCUGCUCAGGCCUUUGACAAUAUUGACGCUGCCUUCCUGGUGGGAGCAAUGCCCAGGCGUGAGGGCAUGGAGCGCAAGGACCUUCUGGCUGCUAAUGUUAAGAUAUUCAAGGUUCAGGGACAGGCUCUAGACAAGUAUGCAAAGAAGAGUGUCCGGGUAUUGGUGGUUGGAAAUCCAGCCAACACAAAUGCAUUGAUCUGCUCCCACUAUGCACCCAGCAUUCCAAAGGAUAACUUUUCUGCCAUGACUCGUCUUGAUCAGAACAGAGCCUCUGCACAACUUGCCAAUAAGCUCGGUGUUAAGGUUGAAGCAGUAAAGAAUGUUGUUAUCUGGGGCAACCACAGCUCAACCCAGUUCCCUGAUGCUUCCCAAGCUCAGGUAAAUGGCAAGCCAGUAGCUGGACUUGUUGAUAAUGCCUGGAUUCAAAAGGAAUUUGUCCCAAUUGUGCAAAAGCGUGGUGCUGCUGUUAUCGCCGCCCGUAAGUUGAGUUCCGCCAUGUCAGCUGCUAAGGCAGCCUGCGACCAUAUGAAGGAUUGGUUCCAGGGCACCAAGGCAGGAGAAUGGGCCUCUAUGGGUGUUUUCUCUGAUGGCAGCUAUGGAACUCCUGUCGGAAUCAUGUUCAGUUUCCCGGUUACCAUCACUCACGGAAAGUGGAGUAUCGUGAAAGGAUUGAACCUAAAUGACUUUGCAAAGUCCAUGCUGGCCGCAACAGCAGCAGAGCUUUGCGAGGAAAGAGAAGAAGCUAUGGUAGUCUGCACAGCCUAGACAUUGGUGUUUAAUCUCACACUACAGGGUUGCCGUCAAAAGGUUGAGAUAUUAGAGAUGACUGUGCGAAAUGUAUUCUGUCUGUUAUUUUGCAUUCAAGGCUAAGUCUGCAGCUGCAAAUUUGUUUCUUUGUUUGCAAAAUAAUAUAAUAUCCCAUUGAAAAA
This is a messenger RNA of Eurytemora carolleeae, 3960 nucleotides long. RefSeq lists its product as uncharacterized. The record is from RefSeq and is a predicted model, not a curated record. Gene Ontology annotation, biological process: malate metabolic process; glucose metabolic process; L-aspartate biosynthetic process. Lineage: Eukaryota; Metazoa; Arthropoda; Copepoda; Calanoida; Temoridae. Gene Ontology annotation, molecular function: NAD binding; NADP binding; pyridoxal phosphate binding. The coding region runs from base 86 to 3796 and encodes 1236 amino acids. The transcript has 20 exons. Gene Ontology annotation, cellular component: cytosol.